Messenger RNA from Aspergillus alliaceus, 1308 nucleotides. Its product is annotated as major facilitator superfamily domain-containing protein. Lineage: Eukaryota; Fungi; Ascomycota; Eurotiomycetes; Eurotiales; Aspergillaceae. The record is from RefSeq and is a predicted model, not a curated record. Gene Ontology annotation, molecular function: transmembrane transporter activity. The transcript has 5 exons. The coding region runs from base 1 to 1308 and encodes 435 amino acids. Gene Ontology annotation, biological process: transmembrane transport.
AUGGCUUUUUCCUUCUCUCCUCUGGGACCUUUCUUCAUUAACAUCCCCGUCCAUGCAACAAAUCACAAGAGAAACUCGCCCAUCCGAAAUGAGGAGACUACCCCGAUAAAUGCCAGCAGUACUGAAGUCUUGGAAGAUAUACCCCCCAGUGGAGGGUACGGUUGGGUCUGCGCAUUUUGCGUUAUUUUGGUGAACGUACACACCUGGGGCAUCAGCAGCACCUGGGGAGUAAUCCUGGACUAUUUCCUGUCCAAUUCAACCUUCCCCAAUGGGACACAUCUGAAUUAUGCGUUUAUGGGCGGCCUAUCCAUCGCCACCAGUUUGUUCCUUGGCCUUGUUGUGAUGAAAACGUACAAGACGAUUGGAACCACGACCACACUGCUAUUAAGCACGUUGCUAAACUCUGGAGUGCCUUUUGCUGCCUCUGACAAAAUUUGGCACCUUCACUUCACACAAGUUGUCGUAAAUGGGUUUGGCUUGGGUUUCGUAUACCUUACCGCUAUGUCGGUUCUACUUCAGCGGUUCUCCAGCAGACGGAGCUUUGCCGUCGGUUUAGCUGCUACCGGCUCGGGCAUCGGUGGCCUUGCAUACAACCCGGGUGUAGGUCACAUUAUUCAGACGUUGGGGUUUAGGGAAACGUACCGGAUGUUAUCAUAUUGCAAUCUGGUCGCAGAUUUAGUAUCUGCACUCCUUCUGAAAGAUCGUAAACAAAGUCAGUCUCGGAGAGUUCCACGCACGUUCGAUUACCGUAGCAUCAGUCAAAUCGAUAGUCUCCUCUUAGGCUUUUGGGGCGUCACCACCGAGAUUGGGUACAUAACGUACGAUACUUGCUUCCUAACUAUGCCUCACCCAUCGGCCUUACUCCACAACGGGACUCGCUCCGUCGCAGGCGCCUCUCUCAGCCUGGGUUUAAUUAUAGGACGACCAAUUGUUGGCUAUCCUAGUGGUUCUUUUGGUCGUAUAACGAACCCUAUGCUGAUGACCGGCCUUUGCGGCACAUACGCCCUGUUACUCGCUUUUGCUAUCUUAGUCGGAACUGUCUAUGGAACUUUCUGGGGACCAAUGACGCCCAGUGAUGAUGGAGGUGGUCGGUCUCAGUCGUCUACCAUCCACAUUUGCGCUAAUCUGCCUUACGCUCUUUAUGUGGGAAGCAUCAUUCCGGGGGCGCUUAGUCUCUGGGUCCUACGGGUGUGGAAGCUUUAUGAUAUCGAGAAGACAUCGAAGGAAGUCUGCAAUAACAUGUCUGCGUUUCCGAGCUAUUUUGCAUGGAUUAGGCCUCGGAAGUUGUUCUUGACUGGUUGCGAAUAG